AUGGUGGAGAAACAGGACGAUGAAAGUGGCGGCGGCGACAAACCAGGCGCUGGUACCGGUGUCUACCGCUUCAAAGGCACUCGGGAAGAGUACUGUGAGAAGUUCGCCGUGAACUAUGAGUACUAUUGCACAGGAGACAGUGAUAAUCCACAGAUCACUGCACAGUUCUGUCCGUCGUACAAGAAAAGUUGCCGGGAUCGUCCUCAAAGAAGGGGAAACGAGGCAGAGGUCGUAAAAGAGUUCAAAAGAAGAAGAAGUACAAGAAACCCUGUACUCCCGAUUGUGAUCAUCGAAUCCACCCACAUUGUACCGCGGCCUGCAAAUGCGACUGGUCUUAUCCGUAUGUGCAAAAGUUCUGCAAUCCUCCACCUCUGCCGUUGUUCCUACAAACUUGCAGGUAGUCUUAAAAGCUCUAUCUAUUUGACCAAGUUUCGUGAACAUUGGUUACACCUUUCCAUCAGGCUGUGGUACGCGCAAUGUCCCAAAUAUGAACGCUAUCACUACGCCUCUCAAUUCAUCUAUUCGAAGGCAGAAAAGGGCAAGAAAGUCGAACUGCCGUCGAACGCGAAACCAUUCAGCGUACUGUCACCGAACGGAGAACGCCUUCCCGUCAACGUCCGUACCCCAGGAACCACAACCAUCGCUAAGGAUGAUCCUCUACCUCCUGAUACAGUACGGUGGGACUCACCACUCGAAUUGGACCCGGAAGACUUCGAUCCAACUGCUCAUGUUGGUAAAUGGCCUGAGUUGACUUCUAUCGCAUGA
Molecule: messenger RNA, 765 nt
Organism: Ostertagia ostertagi
Lineage: Eukaryota; Metazoa; Nematoda; Chromadorea; Rhabditida; Trichostrongylidae
Source: the annotation of a GenBank genome assembly